CCCCCGCCCCGCGCUGUUCGCGGGGGAGGGUGGAGGAAGGGGAGGAGGAGGAGGAGGUGAAGGCCGGUGCGGGGGGAUUUAAGGGCUCGCUGCCCCCCGGCCCGGCCUCCUCCCGCCGCCCAGCAGGGACGUGGGUGUCGGGACCCAAGUUCGUGCCGCUCUCUCCCAUCCAGCACCCGCGCAGCACCGGGAUGAAGGCUCUUCUUCUCCUCCUCCUCGCCCCGCUCUGCACGCCAUCCCUGAUCCCCGAAAGGGAGAAGGACCCCGAGUUCUGGCGGCGGCAGGCGCAGCAGACGCUGCGGGAGGCCCUGCGGCUCCAGCGCCUCAACCAGAACGUGGCCAAGAACCUCAUCCUGUUCCUGGGCGACGGGAUGGGCGUCUCCACCGUCACGGCCGCCCGCAUCCUCAAGGGGCAGCUGCAGAACCGCAAGGGCGAGGAGAGUCUCCUGGAGAUGGACAAGUUCCCCUACGUCGCCUUGGCCAAGACCUACAACACCAACGCGCAGGUCCCCGACAGUGCGGGCACGGCCACCGCCUACCUGUGCGGCGUCAAAGCCAACGAGGGGACCGUGGGCGUCAGCGCCGGCGUCACCCGCGACCGCUGCAACACUACCAAGGGCCAGGAGGUGACAUCCAUCCUGCGCUGGGCCAAGGACAGCGGCAAGGCGGUGGGCAUUGUCACCACCACGCGGGUGACCCACGCGACGCCCAGCGCCGCCUAUGCCCACUCGGCCAACCGCGACUGGUACUCGGAUGGAGAGAUGCCCCCAGACGCGCUGGAGGGCGGCUGCAAGGACAUCGCCCGGCAGCUGGUGGAGAACAUCCCUGACAUCGAGGUGAUCUUGGGCGGUGGGCGGAAAUACAUGUUCCCCAAAAACGCCAGCGAUGUGGAGUAUCCCCACGAGGACAAGCACCGGGGCACCCGGCUGGACCGCAGGGACCUCGUCCAGGCGUGGCAUGACGCCAAACCCCCCGGCAAGGUCGCCAAGUACGUGUGGCACCGGAGGGACCUGCUGGCGCUCAACCUCAGCCGUGUUGACUUCCUCCUGGGUCUCUUCGAGCCGGGUGACAUGGUGUACGAGCUGGACAGGAAUAACGAGACGGACCCGUCCCUCACCGAGAUGGUGGCUGUGGCCAUCAGGAUGCUCCAGAAAAAUCCCCGCGGGUUUUUCCUCCUGGUUGAAGGGGGCCGCAUCGACCACGGGCACCACGAGGGGAAGGCGAAGCAGGCGCUGCACGAGGCGGUGGAGCUGGACCGGGCCAUCGGGCUGGCCACCCGUGUCACCUCCCCGCAGGACACGCUCAGCGUCGUCACCGCCGACCACUCACACGUCUUCACCUUCGGUGGCUACACCCCCCGUGGGAACCCCAUCUUUGGUCUGGCCCCCAUGCAGAGCGACGUUGACCGCAAGCCCUUCACCUCCAUCCUCUACGGCAACGGCCCCGGGUACAAAAUCGUGGCGGGCGAGCGCGAGAACGUCUCUGCCGUGGAUUUCGCCCACGCGGACUACCAGGCGCAGUCGGCGGUGCCGCUGCGGCAGGAGACGCACGGCGGGGAGGACGUGGCGGUGUUCGCGCGGGGGCCCAUGGCGCACCUGCUGCACGGCGUCCACGAGCAGAACUACAUCCCGCACGCCAUGGCCUACGCCGCCUGCAUCGGCGCCAACCGCGCGCACUGCAACGCCGCCGCGCGCCCCGCCGCGCCCGCGCUGCUGCUGCCCUUCCUCCUCCUCCUCCUCCGCUAGAGCCGGUCAUCCUUCAUCCCACCCCCCUCCCCCCCCCCGUUUUGUGGGUGGCAGCGCCCAGAAAAAGGAGGAACAACAACCAAAAGACUCAGCGGAGCAAAAAAGCCGCCGGUGGUUUGGUGCUGGGAGCUGCCUCUGUAAAUACACGUUUUUUCCCCUAUAAUUAGCAGCAUUCCCGCCCCGGCCCCAACCCCCUGUGGGAUUUGGGGGGGGACAACCGAACCCCCGCUUGGAGCCAAAGGCCGCGGGGCCGGAGCCCAAAAACGCGGCCGCGGUCCCUGUGCUGAGAACUGACCCGGGUGCUCAGCUCAUCACACCCAGAACAACACGGAGAUGGGAAAGAAAUUAACUCACCGGGUUAAUUUGUCCCCAAAACUUGUUAAUUAUUUUUUUUUAGCCUCCUGGGUGAUUUGUUUUGCUUGGAAAGGCUUUGGUUUGAGGCAUUUUGCUGGCUGGGGGGGGGUCCAGGGUUGCGGGGAGGGGGGAUUUAAAGGGUGGUACCCGCUGGGGCAUGCCGCUUCGUUAGGGCUGGUAAUUAUGGUAAUUAGAGGGUGGGGUAAUUAGGAGUGGGGUAAUUAGGGGAGGGGGCUUUUAUAGCUGGCAAGGUGCUGGGGGGUGGGAAUUGAGGCCUGGGGAAGGGCUCUGGGUGUGCAAAUGGUGCCUUGGGUGUGCAAAUGUCACCGUGCACGUGCAAAUGUCACCAUGUGCAUGCAAAUGGUGCCUUGGGUGUGCAAAUGUCACUGUGCAGAUAGUGCCUUGGGUGUGCAAAUGGUGCUUUGAGUGUGCAAACGUCACUUGUACAUGUGGAAGCGGUGCCUUGCGUGUGCAAGUGUCACCAUGCAUGUGCAAACAGUGUCUUGGGUGUGCAAUUGUCACCGUGCAGGUGCAAAUCAUGCCCUGGGCGUGCAAAUGGUGCCUCGCGCAUGCAAAUGUCACUGUGCGCGUGUAAAUGGUGCCUUAAGUGUGCAAAUGUCACUGUGCAUGUGCAAAUGGUGCCUUCGGUGUGCAAACGGUGUGCUGUGCAUGCACGAACGGUGUCUCGGGGGUGCAAACGGCACCGUGCACAUCUAAGUGGUGCUUUGGGCGUGCAAAUGUCACGGUGCAAACAGCGCCUUGCAUGUGCAAACUGCGCACGAGCAGCCCCUUGCACACCCCCACUGCACCCUGCACUUACACCCCCCAAAAUCCCACCAGACCCCUCCAAACCCCCCCCCCUUUUUAUUUAUUUCCCAGCUUUAUAAAUAAAUCUCUGCUCUGGUUUCUUAUUAA
This is a messenger RNA of Columba livia (rock pigeon), 3014 nucleotides long. It is a transcript of the gene ALPL, whose product is annotated as alkaline phosphatase, biomineralization associated. Bases 192 to 1745 code for a protein of 517 amino acids. Gene Ontology annotation, biological process: dephosphorylation. Gene Ontology annotation, cellular component: plasma membrane. The transcript has 12 exons. The record is from RefSeq and is a predicted model, not a curated record. Lineage: Eukaryota; Metazoa; Chordata; Aves; Columbiformes; Columbidae. Gene Ontology annotation, molecular function: alkaline phosphatase activity.